CUCAAACUCUGAAAUGUGUUGAGGCACUAUAAAAAGAGUGUUGCUUAACGUGUGCAGAGUGCAUUUUGGUCACCGCUGAGCAGGGUGGGAUUUACAGGGCAGGGCUUUUAGAUCAGAGUGUGCAAUUUUGUGAAGCCUUGGCACUUUUCGCUGUAGAGGUUAAGUCUUCCCAAGUGGAGGUCAUAAAUUAGCACAACUAGAUAGGCCUCGCUGUACCAGCAUGGCUGUAGACAAUUAUGUUCCCUUUCACCCAGUAGUGCUUGUUUGUGAACAUCUGUUACCAACUCCAGAAAUGCUUGAUAUUUCCUCUGAUUUCAACUCUCUCAUUCCCCCCAUAGCAGUAACAUUCUGGCUUGGAGGGGGGAAAAAGCUCUUUGAGAUGGAGUGUGAAGACCCAGGUCGUGUGGAGAUCCACAACUCAGAUGAUGGUGGGAUUGUACGGAGAGUCUACGUAGCUGACAAAGGUGAAGUUGAUCUGGAGCAAGAGACCAUCCAAUCCAGCAUUCAGCAUGGACAGUCCAACUGGAAGGCAAACUCCCAGCAGGAAGGAUCAGCAGUGGACCGGCAGGGGAGCCCGCUAGCCCCUGGCAGCUAUGGCGAGGGCGAGGCGGGGGUAGCCGCUGCAGUGGUCUCCCGCUCCACCAAGCAGCGCCCCUUCAUCUGCAACGAGUGCGGCAAGAGCUUCAGCCACUGGUCGAAGCUGCUGCGGCACCAGCGCACGCACACCGGCGAGCGGCCUAGCACCUGCACCGACUGCGGCAAGAGCUUCUCGCAGAACUCACACCUGGUGCAGCACCGGCGCACGCACACCGGUGAAAAGCCCUACGUCUGCCGGGACUGCGGCAAGAGCUUCAGCUGGAGCUCCAAUCUCAUCCAGCACCAGCGCAUACACACGGGAGAGCGCCCUUACACGUGCGGGGACUGCGGGCGCAGCUUCACCCAAAGCAAGAACCUGGCCAAGCACCGGAGGACGCACACGGGUGCCCGGCCGUUCCGCUGCCCCGAGUGCGGUCGGGGCUUUGCGCACACGGCCGGCCUGGUCAAACACCAGCGCCUGCGCCACGACACGGACUCCCCCAUCGGGCACCCUUGCCCGGAAUGUGGGCAGCGCUUCCGGGCACCUUCCGAGGUGGAGCGCCACCGCGUGGCUCACCACGGCGUCGCCCCCUCAGAGCCCUUCAUCUGCGUGGAGUGCGGAGAGUGUUUCACCAAGAGAACCACGCUCAUCCGCCACAAGAGAGUGCACAAGCCCAUCUUUGUGCGUUGAGGUUUUUCGUCCCCCAUGUGUGGGAUGGGAAUUCCAAAUGUCUGUGCCCAGGCUUGCAGCCUGAAGACUACAGGUUGGGGUCAGAGGUGACUCUGGGCUGCAACCUGGGUGUCGCUUGACCAGGUCAAGGGCCCUGAUGGGGCCAACAUGCAAAAUCCACUGGGUGUUGACGAGGAGGAGGAGGAGAUGGAGGGAAGAAGAAGAGAAGACUGGGCUCAGAGCUUGGACUUCAGGCCUUUGUCAGGAGUGAGACUGGUUGGAGCCCAGAUGUCGAACUGCCUGUGGGGCAGAAUGAAAGUGGAGCACAACUAACUCACCUGCUGAGAAUCUACAGGCCCUGGACCCUCCUCCUGUACAUACAAUAUGUGUGUGGGGGGGGGAUUCUUUAGUU
Molecule: messenger RNA, 1658 nt
Organism: Lacerta agilis (Sand lizard)
Lineage: Eukaryota; Metazoa; Chordata; Lepidosauria; Squamata; Lacertidae
Product: zinc finger protein 436-like
Exons: 2
Coding region: 221-1267 (348 amino acids)
Biological process (GO): regulation of transcription by RNA polymerase II
Cellular component (GO): nucleus
Molecular function (GO): DNA-binding transcription factor activity, RNA polymerase II-specific; RNA polymerase II cis-regulatory region sequence-specific DNA binding
Source: RefSeq, a predicted model, not a curated record